UAUGGAUGUGUUUUGGCACGUUGAAAGGACUUUGAUGGACUUCCUGUGAAUAUGGGAAUAUUGGGUACUUGUAUUUCCGCAAUGAAACAUUGGUUGCUGGUGGGUAAAAGUGCUUUAUCAUCGAUCCCGUGACGUGUGAUUUUCUACAUCACUGAGCCCCUCAGUCGUGUGAAACCGAAAUUUGUUCUGGAACAUUGACGCGGAUGGUCAGAACGAAAAGCUGAAUUAUUAGGUUAAGUCAUCCCAUUUCAUCACACCGAAAGUAGAAUAGUUUAGUAGCUAAUUACUUGAGAAGUAAAUAAUCUGCAGCAGUACAACGGGAGCUCAGAACAGCGUUUGUUAAUCAUUGAGACUGCACAUGGCGGAAACUAAUGUUUUAACGACUAAAACAGGAAAAAAUGGAGACGAAAAGGUCCUACAACGAUUCAGUCAAACGGCUGAAUACUGCCUCAAGAAUCGAGGCGAAGGGAAAGUUCUUUUCAACUCAGGAGUGAAGAACAAUUUCCAAUGGAGGCCAAUUUGCUUCGCAAGCCAAAAUUUCCGUGCUUAUUACGCUUUGGAAAUGUUUGGCGUGAGGUCUGAACUCGUUUGCAAUGCAUUCAAGACGGUAGUCGAGAAGGAAAUCGUUUCUUUAGAUGUCUUUCGUGAYAUUACUAAAGUAAUCAGCAUAGGCUGUGGUCCUGGWGCAGAGAUGUGGGGGUUCAAGAUAUUUUGCGACGAAAUGCUGCCUUUCAGCAGCAACUGUAGUAAUAUAACCCGUCAGCCACCGAGAUUUGUUGGUUUCGACWGUGAGCUCGGAUGGAUGCCCUUUGUAGAAGCACUGGAGUUCGAGUUCGUCAACAAAGAAAUCACACUAGAAAGUCUACGAGAAAUGAUGCCCACGGAUGUAAUUAUMUUGUCAUACUUUGCCAAAUYCGCGCGCGUUAAUUUAAACAAUGAGAAAUCCACWGAGUUCUGGGAAGAAUUAGAAAAGAAAGGCAACUUUAUCAUUGUUUUAGAUUCACCAGACGAAACGCUUCGCUUCCUUCUCAAAUCCCGAGGCUAUAGCGUGUUUACUUUGAGCGACAAACAUGGACAGGACUGCCAAGUACACUGUCUUCAGCAAACAGAUUACGCGGUAUUACGACGAAGYCAACACACUAAAAUAUCGCGAAAGUGAUUUUGACUUUGAGUAGCUGGAAACGAAUAUGAAAUAUCUUGGUUGAAGACCAUAGUGUCAAAACAUUUCAAAAGUUUUACAAAACAUGACCUCAAUGGCAUUUUUUUUCUUUUAUGGCACAGAAAAUAAUUCUACUGUUAGGCGAUGUUUUUUUUAAAAGUGGAUAACACCAGGAAAAACAAUCAAGUAAUGAAAAUUAAUCUUUCUCCAUAUCAUGGGGGAAUGACAUUGAGUUUGCAUGAUCACGUGAAAUAUGAAUUACAUAAAAAGACAAAAUCUGAAGCGUUUUGUUUGGCAUCAACCUGAUGGAAAUUAAGUCGAUUUACACCAUUUCUAAUGAAAUACAUUUAAGUGUUUUUGGACAAUUUCCUUUCUUUCAAGAUUGACUCCAUAUUCCUGUGGAAAUUCUAUCUUUGAACAAACUAAGCCAUUAAAUAAACAAAUGAACAGCAAAUUAUGAGCCUGACAAUUGUAAAAUCCAUAUCUGUACCAGGAGGUCUGGAGACAGGUUAUCUAAUUAUUACAAUGGAUCAAACCUGUGUGUCACAACAGAAGAUUGYAAGGAUGAUCUGUCCCCAGAUCUCCCCCUAUGAGGAUCUUAUAGUAUCAUUAUUUUGCAUUAUACCAUUCUCAUACCCACUGCCUCACUCACUGACUCUGGGUAGCCCCUGUUAACCAUUUGACUACAGUUUCCAUGGCACUUACAGCAGAAACCGUUGCAUCGCGACUUCAAUGUUCAAAAGAAAUCAUUAGAAUUUAGGUUUUUCUGUGACUUGGGAGCGGAGCUUGCUGCAAAUCAGCCAAUGACUGAACGAGUUUAUGAUAAGCUUCGCCUCUUCGAUCGAAGGAAAGAACAAAAUCAAAACAAACUUCGAAACGAAGAAGACGCGAUGCAACGAUUUUCGCUGUAACUAUGCACACUAUUUCCCUACUCUUUGUGAAACAUUUUCAAGCUUUUGAUUUCCCAUAACCUGAGUUGAAAACAUAUUAUGGUAUGUAGUUCACCAGGAUACCUUCCACAAACAAAUGUCUGUAACUGAGAGGUUAGAUUUUCUGAGGAUUUAAAGACUUUUUCUCAGAGCAUACAAAUACAAACUAAAAAUUCGAAGGUUUUUAAGAGUAAAAAUAUUUCAACCACCAAUUUGCAGUGAGGAUGGUCUGGGUAUGAGAAUGGUGUAUAGACGCCUUGCAGUUCAUGGGAAUGCAGCUCCAACUGGAGGACAAAAGAAUGGAUUCUCCAGUUCCCAUGAGGGCAAAAAUCUUUUGUUUUGUCCUCCAGAUGAAACUGCUUUGAUGUCRCAUGCAAAGGUCUAUACUCACAACAACUAAAGGCAGUUUAUCAAAACAAUAAUAUUGAAAAAA
Exaiptasia diaphana is the source of this 2521-nucleotide messenger RNA. RefSeq lists its product as uncharacterized. Bases 359 to 1159 code for a protein of 266 amino acids. The record is from RefSeq and is a predicted model, not a curated record. Lineage: Eukaryota; Metazoa; Cnidaria; Anthozoa; Actiniaria; Aiptasiidae. The transcript has a single exon.